Molecule: messenger RNA, 1865 nt
Organism: Chrysoperla carnea
Lineage: Eukaryota; Metazoa; Arthropoda; Insecta; Neuroptera; Chrysopidae
Exons: 3
Coding region: 159-608 (149 amino acids)
Biological process (GO): regulation of synaptic transmission, cholinergic; sleep; positive regulation of voltage-gated potassium channel activity
Source: RefSeq, a predicted model, not a curated record
AACAAAAAUAAUAACACAUGUUUGAAAUCAUAUUUCUAUCGUGUUGAUCACCAUUGAGUUCGCAGUGUAAUUUUGCUGUAAUUGUUACAAAUUUAAUUUUUGAUUAAAACUUUUUGUUAAUUUUGUUAUUUUUUUAUUUAAAUUUUUAUAUAAAUAAAAUGGCUAAUGUACAUGUUUGUGUUGUUGUGGCUGUGAUCACAUUAUUUUCAUUUAUUCAAAUUGGAGAUGCCAUUAGAUGUUUCAUUUGUCAAUCCGAUAGAGACGACAAUUGUAAUGAUCCCUUCAACAAAGGCAACGCCAUAUUGUUAGAUUGCACAUUGAAAUAUCCGUCAACACCAUUUCAACCAAACUCCUGCAUGAAAACUAUCGAAUACAAUCAAAAUUCUGGUGUUCGUCAUAUUGUACGCUCAUGUGGAUAUCAAAGUUCAUUAGUGGCUCCUGGAAAAUGCGAGCAACCGUUACAUAGUAAUACGAUCAAAACUGAAUUUUGUGAAUUAUGUAAUACAGAUGGGUGUAAUUCAGCGCCAUCACUUUUAUCCAAAAAUAUUUUUGUACAUUUAUUAGCAUUUUCAUUUGCUGCAAUUGUUGGCAAUUAUAUUUUAUUUUAGUGUAAUUAAUUAAGUAUUAAUUAUUAUUAAUAUAAUUAGUAUUUUAUUGUUUUAUAUUUUAACGUGAAAAAAGUGCAACCAGAAUGUACAAUUUAUUAGUCAGGUAUUCAUUUAAUAUUAAUAUAACAAAAAUAUGAAAUUUUAAAAUUAUACGAGGUGGUACAAAUAUAUAAAUGUUGUGUAACAUUUAUACAGAAAUAUCUUCGAUGCAUAUACCUUUUUUAAAUAAUUUUUGUAGUGAAAUAAUGAAUAGACAAAAUAGGUAUUCUGUAAUUAGUUUGCGUGACAUUUGCUGUUUUUAUAAGACUUGUUUUAAAAAAUAAAUAUUAUCCUCUAAUCAAACCUUUAACGAUUGCUGCAGCAUUACCAUCACAAAUUUGUACAAAUUUAUGCCCAUAAAUAAAGAAAAUCGUGAAAAAUCUGAAAAUCUACUUAAGAUGUCGAGAUAUAUUAAACUUUCUUUGUAGUAUUUCAGUGAUAAAUUUAGGCCAUAUUUAAUGAUAACUUGACCGCAUGAAGAAAAUAAUAUUUGAAAAAGCCAAAAUGCGUUGGUGCGGCUGUCAUUUCGCAAACAACUUUAUGUCAAGGAAGUUAUGCUAUGGAGACGUGAGAAAAAACAUUCGGAAAUAACCACCGAUAUCCAUACCACCGCUGAAUCGUUAUAUUAAUACUUCAGAAUUUCAUAUACAAAUAAUUCGAAUGUUUUAGUAAAGUAAUGCCAUCUUUAAUUUGAUUUGACUCAGCCUACGCCCUUGGGUAAUAAACCGUUUAAAUAUUCGAAUUUAAGCCUUAUUAACAAAUGGGAAUCUAAGCUUUAAAUAUUACGCUGGAGACAUUUCCCAAGUUAUAAUCUUCGAUGUGACAGUUAAUUGCCCGCGCCUAUUUUUCGAUGGUCUCCUCAAUACUAAACCCGUCACUAGCCCACUAAACAACAAAUUAGCCAUUUUAUUGCUAUCAUGUCACCGUAAUUCAUUUUGAUUAGUUUGAAGCAAAUAUGCUGCCUGAAUAUAUUGGGUGACUCUAAACGCUGAUACAUUAGCACAAAAAUAUUUAGUUACAUAACUUUUAUAAAUGAUUGUACAACUCGUGUUAUUUUUUUAAUGAAAUAUAAUAAAAAUGUACUUAAAAGAAAUGUUAAAACGUAUUUUUGUUAAAAAGACAUUAUAUUUUUCGUUAAUUCAAAGUUGAUAUUCGUAUUAUACUUAUAGAAUGUUUUUAUGUUUUAUGUUUAAAUAAUCAAAAAUAAAUAUAACAAAU